GUUUUUCCUUCCUUCGCAGCACAGGCGUUAUAUAACUUCGCUGCGUAAUUAAGGCAGCGUAAUUACAAGCGGCUGUGAUUGAGGGUGAAGUGGGAAUUGUUGCUGCGGUGUGGGAGGCUGCCGGGCUGCUCGGCAUCGCCAGCCAUCCCAUUGCAACGUCACCAAAUGGGUUUCGCACAGGGUUCAGAGGGGGGUCUGGGGAGACCAGAACUCUGUUCCUGCACUUUGUCCUGCAGCACUUUGGGACUGAGCCCCAGAGAGGGGGGGAUGUGUCCCCACAUCCGUAUGAAACCCCGUAUGAGUUGCAGCCGGAUCCCAAAAUAACCCGUGAGUGGGAACGGGGCUUUCCGCCUGCAUGCAUUUCUCCUGGUUAUUGUCUGGCUGUGAGUUCGUGACCCUGCCGUAAGCUCACAAAAUCCUGCUCAUGUGUUGCUCGUUAUUUGUGCUUGACUGGGAUUCGCUGAGCUGUAAUCAAAGUAUUUCCUACUCCCAUGGCACCCGUUCUUGGGGAGGUUAGUUACAAGCGGCAGUGGUUGCUUGCAGCCUUGGGUUGGGGUAAACUGAGGCACUGAGCAGCUGCGGCAACAUGGAAUCACAGAAUACCCCAAUUAUCCCCCAGGUUCAUUUGUUGUGGUGCACAACACAAUGUACUCAUAACUGCAGCAGGGCCACUGAGCAACAGCUGCUCAAAACCUGGUACUUCAAUGCUCAAAGCCACAGGGCUGUGAUGGAAAAAAAAAGACAAUUUCUGGCUGCUCGCUGACAAUCACAGCAUCACAGUAAGAGCUUGGCUUCUGCACGGGGUUUUAUGCUCCCAGCUUUGCCUGUGAGCCUUCCCUUUCCCAGGAGCUCUGAGCCCAGGCUGUGGGCAGAGGGACGGGGGCUGAGGUUCUGCAGAAGCACUUAUUCUGAAAAGGACUCAGUAAGGAGAUGUCAUUACAAUCUGUGCUCCUCUGCAGAAUAGAUUUGGAGUGGGGAUGGGAUGCCACUGCAAGUCAGCAGGAUAUGUUGCCUCCACUGUGGGGGGACAAAUGGAUAGGAGCUGCCACAACUGGACAGCCUCUGAGUGAGAUUUUUGCAAUGGGAGUGGGGUGACAUUUGAACAACCAGGAUGGGAGAUUGGGCACCCAUUGGGAGCAGCAUCCUGUAGGUAGGAUUUGACACAGCUGGGUUUGUCCCCAUAGGUCUGAGGGACGUAGGACAGCUCCAGGUCCUUGAGGAAGCUUCCAGUUACCUCUGGACGUGAUGCUGGUCACUGCAAGAGGAUGGGCGCUGCUGCUGCUGCUAUUGGGAGCCACAACCAGUUCAGGUCAAAGGCUUGUAAGACAAGGCCUUGGCAGGAUCCAGAUAGGACAGAGAACCUUCAGACCAAUAGUGAUGCUCAGCCUAGAGGGUACAAGGAGCAGCUCCCGUCGGUUGGACCCGAUCUUCACCAGUGCCAGACGCACUGUUCUGGUGCAAGAUUCCAGAAAGUUUUUGUCUCCGUGGUCAAAAUGGAGCGAGUGCUCAGGAAAGUGUGGCCAAACUGGUGUGCAGAAGCGGACCCGAUCCUGCCUGGCGGAUCGCCUCUGGGGUGUGCACUGUAAUGAAGUCAUGGAGGAAGGGCGGCUCUGCAUCGGACACGUAUGCUCAGACUGCAACAUCACCUGCCCCAUGGGCCGCGUGAACGCCGACUGCGAUGCAUGCAUGUGCGAGGAUGUGACCCUGCAUGGAAAGGUCUCCUUGGAGGAUGGUUCACCUGCAGACAACGCCCGGGUCUACUUGCAAGCCAACAAUCUCAAACUGUUGACAACAGCUGACAAUAAGGGCGCGUUUAGGAUUCCUGGGGUCUGCCCCGAUGGCAGAAACACCCUCAAAAUAAAGAAAGCCAAAUACACGACUGCAGCCAUCACUGUACCGGACACCAACAGGAAGAACCUGGCGCUCCAAGUGCAGCUGAAGAGAUCAGGCAAACCCUAUGUUUUCAAGAGCCCUGAUGACAAAGCGAGGAGAGUGGGGCAGAGCGUGUCACUCUGCUGCAAUGCUGUGGGGACUCCGGCCCCAGAUCGCUAUCUCUGGUACCACAAUGGCUCCCUGCUGGAUCCUUCCAUAUAUAGAUACAAAAACAACCUGAUUCUGAAGAACCUGAACAGAGAGCAGGCAGGAGAGUAUUUCUGCAAGGCCAUCAGUGAUGGAGGUUCAGCAAAGUCCCAACCUGCCACGCUUUCUAUAAUAGGAAAACAAGAGGCAGCCUGCAGCUCCCAGCCCCAAAGCCACCUCAUUCGUCUUCCACACGACUGUUUCCAAAAAGCAACUGACUCAUUCUACUACGAUGUGGGCAAGUGCCCAGCAAAGACCUGCGUUGGGAAGCUGGAUAAGGGACUCCGCUGUAAGGACAACAUCUCCUACUGCUGUGGGGUGUCUAAGAUGGAAGUGAGAGAGAUCCUGUGCGAUGGGUACACGCUCCCCACUAAAGUCGCCGUAGAAUGUGGCUGCAAAAAAUGCACCGAGACAAAAAUAACAGUUCGGGGCAGAGCUACGGCGGUGGAUAACGGUGAGCCACUGAGGUUUGGCCACAUCUACAUGGGGAACAAGAGAGUGAGUAUGACUGGCUACAAGGGAACCUUCUCCAUCCACGUCCCACCAGAUACUGAAAGACUGGUUCUAACCUUUGUUGACCGGCUGCAGAAGUUUGUGAACACAACAAAAGUUUUGCCAUUCAAAGAAAAUGGAGGUGCUGUGUUUCAUGACAUUAAGUUACUACGAAAGAAAGCCCCUGUUACACUGGAAUCCACUGAAACCAGUGUAAUUCCUUUGGGAGAAAAGGAAGAUGAUGAUCCUAUUGCUGAAUUAGAAAUCCCUCCUGAUUCAUUUUACAGGAAGAAUGGAGAACCUUACAGAGGAAAAGUGAAAGCCAGCGUGACGUUUCUGGACCCAAGAGAACUCUCAACAGCGCCUGUGACACAAAGUGACCUGAACUUCAUAGAUGACGAAGGAGAUGUGUUCCCACUCCGCACAUAUGGCAUGUUUUCCCUGGACUUCACUGAUGAACAGGGCACCGAGACUCUUAAUGCAGAAGAUGUGAAAGUCCACUUGGACACUGCUCAGGUGAGGAUGCCAGAGCACCUACAAGAAAUGAAGCUUUGGUCACUGAACCCUGAGACAGGCUUAUGGGAGGAAGAAGGAGACUUCAACCUGGAGAAAAGCAGACGGCGCAGAAGAGAGGAGAGAACUUUUUUGGUUGGUAACAUGGAGAUAAAGGAAAGGCGGCUUUUUAACCUGGAUGUUCCAGAGAGCAGACGGUGCUACGUCAAAGUCCGAGCAUACAGAAGUGAGAGAUUUUUGCCAAGCGAGCAGAUCCAAGGGGUGGUGAUUUCUGUUAUAAACACGGAGCCAGAACCAGGGUUCUCCUCCAACCCCAGAGCAUGGGGCCGUUUUGAUAGUGUGGUCACUGGUCCAAAUGGUGCUUGCGUGCCAGCCUUCUGUGACGAGCAGAAUCCAGAGGCCUACGCAGCUUACAUUUUGGCGAGCUUGGGGGGUGAAGAACUCGAAGCAGUGCCCUCUGCUCCCAAACUCAAUCCUAAUGCUAUUGGGGUCCCACAGCCAUAUCUCAACAAGCUCGACUACAGGAGAACAGACCACGAGGACCCUAACACAAAGAAAACUGCAUUCAGAAUCAAUAUGGCCAAGCCAAGUCCAAAUUCUGCAGAUGAGAACAAUGGCCCUAUUUAUGCCUAUGAAAACCUGAAAGAAUGUGAGGAAGCUCCAUACAGCGCUGCUCACUUCAGAUUUUACAGGAUAGAGGGGGAUCGGUACGACUACAAUACUGUUCCCUUCAGUGAAGAUGACCUCAUGAGCUGGACCGAUGACUACCUGGCAUGGUGGCCAAAACCCAUGGAAUUUAGGGCCUGCUACAUAAAAGUCAAAAUUAAUGGACCCCAAGAAGUGAACAUAAGGUCUCGCAACAUGGGUGGGACACAUCCACGCACCAUUGGCAAGCUCUAUGGCAUCAGGGAUGUCCGCAGCAUUCGAGAUCCUGAGCAACGGGAUGUGUCAGCAGCCUGCCUGGAGUUCAAGUGCAGUGGCAUGCUCUUCGACCAAGACCGUGUGGACCGCACGCUUGUGAAAGUCAUCCCACAAGGCAGCUGUCGUCGGGAGAGCGUUAACAGCAUGCUCCAUGAGUACCUGGUGAACCACCUCCCCAUGGCUACCAACAACGAUUCCAGUGAAUACACGAUGCUGGCACCCCUUGACCCCCUGGGGCAUAACUAUGGCAUUUACACUGUCACUGACCAGGACCCAAGGAUCGCCAAGGAAAUUGCUCUGGGCAGGUGUUUCGAUGGCACAUCAGAUGGCACCUCCAGAAUCAUGAAGAGUGAUAUCGGUGUUGCGCUGACUUUCACCUGUUCGGAGAGGAGCGCAGCAGAGCAAAGCUUAUUUGAGUCCCAGAGGAACUUAGGCCAGCAGUCCAUACGGGUACCAUCAAGGGAGAGCCCUGCAUACCAAAGGCCGGUGGGAACCCGCCAGAUCACCCAAAGCAGAAUCCAGAUGAGAGGUCAACGUCCUUCCUCAUACUAGAGCUAUAGAGGAGCCUAGGUAAAAUCACUCACAUUUGAUUAAAAAAAAAAUAUAUCUACCUGCAAAUAGCCUAAUUCAAAACAGGUAGUUGUCAGUAUUUUUGAGACAUUAUAUUCCCCUCCCACUCCCCUUUUUUUUUUUUUUAAUUUUAUUUUUGCAUUGCACUACAAAGACAUAAGGCCAAAACUGAGAGGCAGUACUUGUAAGUUAACUCCUGCCUUACUAAAAGUGUCAAAAAAAUCUGAGAUAAAACAACUUCACCUGAUAGCCUAAAGGGAAAACUAAACACACAGUUCAGUUAAGUCAUAUAUAUAAGACAUCCUUCUAUUCUGCAUCUGCAGACUUUGCCAGCCCAAGUACCUGUACAGUAGUUGGUAACAUGAAAAGGAAUAAACUGAUUUUCCCAUUCUGAAUUCAACUGCAAGGUUUUGUACUUGAAAUGUAAGUAUUUUAUUUAUUUCUAGCUUGUUUUAGAAUGAUUGUAUUCGAGCUAAACUACCAUCAGCUGCAUUUCUAAGAACUCACAUGCUUGAGAGCACAGAGAAGCCAUGUGGAUUUGUAGGCUCCGCAUGGAUAAAAUUAGUUUUCUCUUGCUUCUUGUGUGGUUUUUCUUCUCAAAUAAUGCUCUACAAUAGGGUAGAAGAAUUUUUUUAAAAAGCCAUUUUGUGUAAUUUUGGCAAUACUGUAUUACCUUUGUGUUUGACAUGCCCAAGUAAAUAAACCAUGUGUAGAGCUGACCAAAGAACAACCUACAAAAUUUCACUUUUCAACGUGAGACUGAUGCUGGGUAUUCGAAAGUGAUUGGUGGGUAACUGCCGCUCCCAAGUCUAAGGCUUUGCUACAGAAUGCUGCAGUCAGGGAAUCAGUGCAAGCAGCACCACAUCCACGAGAUUAAGAGGGGCAGCAAGUGUUGGGAGAUGCAGAAGCAGAUCAGGACAAGGGGUGCCUAAGAGGGAGCAGCAGAGUUCCUAGAGUUUGAGAGGACUGAAGAGGAAAAAGGCUGGGGACCAGUGUUUUAAAGAUGACAGAAAAUUUAGGCAACACAUAAACACAGAUGGCCACAGAGGAGGUCAGAGUAUGACCAAACUCCAAGAGCUCUAUUUAACACGCUGCCCUACAAAACCCCACAGCCUCUGUGCCAUUACUCAGAGAGAAAUCUGGGACCUCAUCAGCACAGAGCACAUACCAGGUUUACACCCAAACAUACCUGACAAACUUUUUUUGGAGCAGGUAAGCCAACAGGCCUCCAGCACUCAAAUCUUCACAGACAGAGAUCACAAAAAAAGGGCUCCUUUUUAAUGACAACUGACUUGAAACACACGCCCCACUGUGGAUUUCCCUCUCUCCUAUCACUCAUUCCUCUCCUACAGAUAUGAAUACAGUCCUGAUACAGGUCUGUGUCUUACCUAGAGCUCAUGAAGGGUAUGGGGAAUCUUUCAAUAGCCUUUAGCAACAUCUGGAAUAGCUUCUCAGGUCUGUCAUGAAGCAUCUUGGAUAUUAAACUCAGGACUGUGCAGGACUAAAUGCCAAUGCAGCCUGAACUAUGCUUAAAAAAACAAAACAAAACAACAAAUCGUUAUAGUCUUUGUUGUCAUGCAAAUUGACAAUUAACAAAGAGAAACAUAAAAAGACGAGCUAUGGAAUAGUUUGGCACAACCUCUUCAUACCAAUGAAUUUAGACUGCGUGUUUUCUUUUGUGUCUAGUCUGCUGCAAGGGCUUGGCACGAGCUGGAGCCAAGGCAGCCAGUGGGGAGCAUUAGCUUAGACCUUCCCACAGAGCUCUUGGCUUGCACUGCAGACUUACAGAGAAAUGUCUCUUCUCUAUGCAGACAGUCAGCCAAAUCCUGGCCCUGAUUUCAUCACUUUGUGAGUGAAGUAAUGCAAAUGACUUCUCCAGAUCAACCCAGGAGUUACAGGGAGAAAAGCAGGCUCAGAAUCUGGUCCCUGUGUUACUAAGGGGCUUGCCAGAGCCAAAGGGCAGUGUUUAGGGCUCUUACUUUGCUGUUAAACAGAAUUUUCUACCCAGUGAAGUGGUGACAGCCCUGAAAUUCUGCCUACCCAUGAAACAGCAAGAAGCUCUCCAAGUUUCCCCAAGCUGUCCCCCACUGCAGCUUAACUCCAAGUUGGAGAAACAAGCUUAUCACAGCACUCUCUGAGUUCCUGAGCCCUCAGAAGAGACUGCUGACAGAGUACAUUGCAUAUAAAGCAGAACAGAGAGGUUUCAAACAUGGGCACUGAAAUACUAUUACCAGAAAAGAAGCCAAAAACUACCACUCAGAGCUAACACUUCUUCACCACCGAUAAGUCACCAUGUCAAAUAAAUCAAGAAAGUUUAUGUAGGAGAAAAAUUACAGCACGUCCUAAACUUCACCCUUCACAGCAGUUUUAUGCUAUAGUUCAAUAAUAUGACUUUUCCAGUUCCUGAGUGCCUAUGUUUAUGGUCAGUGUACUACAGCAUCCCUUCUGCAACCUGAAACCUAAGGCACACUCCCACAUAUCAAAGCAGAGCAUCAACUCCAGGAACGCAGGGAGACUGUGACUCAGCUCCUCCCUCUGCAUUAGUUUUCAGACCACCAACCUUGAGAAGCCUUGCUCCCAAGCAUCCGUAGGUUUGGGACUAAUGGCAAAGAAGCUUCCAUUAAGGUCACCUGGUUUCCAACCCCAGUGACCUCUCUCUCCUCUUGUUUUUAAGAAAGUUAAAACAGUGCCUCCCAGAAGUUAUCAGGCUGUCAGCAGUGAGGAUAAACACAAGUAGAGAUAUUCUUAUCUGAACUCAACCUUUGUAUUAUUCACUGAUUUCCCUAAGCAACCUCUCUAAAAGCCUGAAGUAUUACUGUGAUUAAUCACCUACACUACUUAUUUGUAUUCAGUAGAAAACAGGAAUAAUAAGGUUUCCUAGGAAGCGGGGGAACUGGUAAAGUUUGAUUAUAGAACAGAUGCAACCAACUGCUAGUCAUCAGCAUACUAGAAAAUAUCACUCCCUGUAACAUUUACUUGAAACACAAGAUGAAAUCAUCCCUGUUGAACACCAGAGCCCAUCUGGUAACCAAAGGUUUUGCAGUUCUAACAGUAAUUUGGCUUCAGUGAUCUUGAACUGAGCCCUAGCAGAUUCUGGGUCUAUGAAUACCUCUGCUGUGUUUCCUCUCUCCAAGAGGACAGCUGUUUUAUUUUGCUAGUAUUGCUUUCCAAUUGCUAGGGUGGCUGUGCUUGAGCAAAACAGUAGUCCUGGGGGAUUGAAUCACCAUUUCUAUGUUCCACAGUCAACCUUGACAUGCUAUUCCACACCUCAUCAGUGAAUGCCCCAUUCUUGUUUUGCCUAAUCUGCAAAAAUAAUCAGAUUUUCAUUACCUUCUGGGUUAAAUCCCUAUGGAGUCAGGUGAAGGAGAAAUUUCCAAAAAAACAUUUUGGCUAAGAGCUGCCUGGGGAACUCCAAUUCCCUUUAAAACUUCUCCACCAUGUCAAAGAUCUCCUCCAUAAAAAAAUAAAGCAAGCAUAAUUCCUCCAUAAAACAACUGGAAAAAGUUGUGCAUAUUCAAAGCUAGGACAACCAACAGCUAAGCUACAGCAAACUGUCUGAUCUUCAAUGAGCUCUUGUACAGAAAGAAAUUUUAAGAUUAAUUUCAAAAGAUAUAGGAACUCUGGCCACUGCACAGUUUAGACAUUAUUUGGUAUUAAACAUAACUGAAGAGAUCCUGAACCAGAUUUUUCAAGAUCUUCUGCCUGCUGACCUUUUUCUUCCCCUAGAAGUGAUGCAGUGAGCACCACCUACUGGGUGACUUGUGUAUGCCUCUUCAAACCCCCUGAAAGAUGGAAGGAAACUGCUACCCCGUGCCUCAGAACUGAAAUCAUCACCACCACCACUAGUGACUAACAGCAAUACAUCUCACACGAGACAUAAUCUCAAACUGUCAGUAGGAGAUGUGCAGAUUGCCCCAUGGAUUCUUGUUGAUGCCAACAUUUAAUGCAGACACUGUUAGUUGGAAGCCAGUAUUCCAGCUAUCAGAAAUAAUGCCACCCAGCAGGAACACUGCUUUGCUCACAUCAGUUAGGAAUGACAUGCUCUGAUCAAAGGGGUUUGCCCUCCGAAUAAUUUAAACACAGCAGAAGAAAAGAAUGGCAUCUUUGGUAAAAUCUUAAGUAAUUUCAGAGGAUCUUUCUCUGGGAUCCCUACACAGUUCUUUGCUACUAUGAUGCCACAACAGGUUCAAGAAAAGCAAAGGAGCCUAAGUUAAAAGAACUUCCAAGGAAUUUUGUCAGCAGUUUUAAAAAGUCUGCAGCACAAACUGCACGCUGGAGGCUGCAAGAAGAUACAAAGGAAUUCUCCACAGAAGCCCAACUUCUACCUUACUGCUGCUUGCAGCUUUUGCUUCACAUUCACAGACACGGAUUUCUUGGAGGAUCAUGUGUUCUAGACAACCUGUCAGAGACAGAUUCAUCGUUGGACCAAUGGCAGGGGAAGAAAAAUACUGCAGCAUUCGCUUUAACAGAUGCUUCUUCAGAAACAUUUUAAUCCACAUUUAUAACACUUUUUUUUUUUUUUUUUUAGAUUUUGCUCUCAUUCAGUGAGUCACAUUCAAGCGUGUCAUGUUCCUGUCAGCUUGACGUAAGUAUCAUCAUUCAACACAGAACUUUAGCUUUAAUACUACGCCACAACUGCUUGAAAAAGCAUGAAUGGUCAGAAAACCCUGAUGAGCCAAAGUGACAGAUGGAAGAGGAUGUGGCUUGCAAUUCUGUUUUUUUUGUUUGUUUGUUUGUUUUUAAGCUUACAAAAUUUCAGUGCAAAUGCUGUAAAAAUAAGAAGCUAACAGAAUGGUGCCUCACUAGUUCUGAAUAGCUUUAGUGACUCUGCUUUUAUUGCAACAGUAUUCAGGAAAAAAAGAAGGAAUAUACUGAGCAAAUAAUGCUACAGCAGCUCCUAUCACCUGUCUGGUCUUUAUUUUGUUGCUCUCCUUAAAGUGGAUUUUGUCUUGCUUUUCUGAAACUGCGUAUGAAUUACAGAGAAGCAAGAG
Molecule: messenger RNA, 9566 nt
Organism: Phasianus colchicus (ring-necked pheasant)
Lineage: Eukaryota; Metazoa; Chordata; Aves; Galliformes; Phasianidae
Gene: CILP
Product: cartilage intermediate layer protein
Source: RefSeq, a predicted model, not a curated record